AUGGCCGCCCUUCUCCUCUCCUCUCGCCUCCCCACCAGCACGGCCACCGCCUCCAUCGCAGCUCCCCGCCCCACACCGUGCUCCCUCUCCUGUCCCCUCACAGCCGCCAAGGCUUGCCGCCGCGGGGGCUGUAUCCUCGCCUCCUCCGCGACGUCACCACCGAGGGCCUCCCCGGCCGCGGCCCAGCCUUUCCGUUCCCUGCCCCCCUCCGAGACCACCAUCGUCGUCACGGGCGCCAUGGGCUACAUCGGCCGCUUUGUCGUCCGCGAGCUGCUCCGCCGCGGCCACCCCGUCGUCGCCGUCACCCGGCCCCGCAGCGGCAUCCGCGGCAAAAACUCCCGUGAGGAGGUUGUCUCCGACCUCGCCCCCGCCCGCGUCGUCUUCUCCGAUGUCACCGACCCAGGCGCCCUCCUCGCAGACCUCUCGGGAUAUUGUCCCAUACACGCCGUGGUCUGCUGCCUCGCCAGCGGCGGCGGCGGGGUGCAGGACUCGUGGCGCGUGGACUACCGCGCCACGCUCCACACCCUCCAGGCCGCGCGCAGCCUCGGCGCCGCCCACUUCGUCUUCCUCUCCGCCGUCUGCGUAAAGAAUCCGCUCCUCGAGUUCCAGCGCGCCAAGCUCAAGUUCGAGGACAAGCUCGCCGCCAAGGCGGCCCGGGACCCGGCCUUCACCUACAGCGUCGUCCGCCCCACCGCCUUCUUCAAGAGCCAGGGCGGCCAGGUCGAAACCGUCAAGAAGGGCAAUCCCUACGUCAUGUUUGGCGACGGAAAGUUCUGCGCUUGCAAGCCUAUCUGCGAGGAGGAUCUCGCCUCCUUCAUCGCGGAUUGCAUCUUCGACCAGGAAAAGGCUAACAAGGUGCUUCCAAUUGGAGGGACGGGGAAGGCCCUCACGCCGCUGGACCAAGGGGAGAUGCUGUUCCGGCUGCCCGGGCGUGAACCCAGGUUCAUCAAGGUGCCCAUUCGGAUCAUGGAUGGUGUCAUCUGGGUGAUCGAUGGAUUGGCCAAGGUGUUCCCGGGGCUGGAGGAUGCCGCUGAGUUCGGCAAAAUUGGGAGGUACUAUGCGUCGGAGAGCACGCUAGUGCUCGAUCCCGAGACCGGGGAGUACAGCGACGAGAAGACGCCGAGUUAUGGCACAGACACGCUCGAGCAGUUCUUCGAUUAG
Messenger RNA from Triticum turgidum subsp. durum (durum wheat), 1161 nucleotides. The record is from the annotation of a GenBank genome assembly. Lineage: Eukaryota; Viridiplantae; Streptophyta; Magnoliopsida; Poales; Poaceae.